Drosophila miranda is the source of this 1190-nucleotide messenger RNA. RefSeq lists its product as uncharacterized. The record is from RefSeq and is a predicted model, not a curated record. NCBI's taxonomy places the organism in Eukaryota, Metazoa, Arthropoda, Insecta, Diptera, Drosophilidae. The transcript is spliced from 4 exons. The coding region runs from base 200 to 1003 and encodes 267 amino acids.
AGUUCCUGCUACUGCUGAAGUGAACGCCGGAUUGUCCUCUCCCCGUGCGCUGCAGGCUGUGCUGCUUGGCGUGGUGGAGAUAGUGGGCGUAAAAGUGGGUCCAACUGCUGCUAAUAGAUAAUAAACUAAUAAACACAGAUUUGUGACAACGAAUCCAAAGGCCAAACUGACCAAUCAGUCAAACAAAAAACCACGGAACAUGGGCAAACACAGAACUGCGCAGCAAGAUGCCAUAUUCAUCGCAUUUAUGGAGAGACACCCAAUGAUAGCCAAAAACUACCUCAAGGGUGAUAAGCUGGCAGCUGAAGCCGCCUGGAAGCGGCUUUCAAAGGAGUUAAAUAGCGUGGGUCCGCCUGUCAAAGAAGUUUGUGAGUGGAAAAGAGUAUGGAAAGACUGGAAAAGCUGCAUUCGUAAAAAGAUUAACAAUAACAGGCUGGAAGAUUCAAAUGCCUGCGGCAAAGGCUCGCUGUAUCAGGAUACACUCCCUGCUCUAGAGGAUGCAGUGGCCGUGAUCUGUGACUUGUAUGAUAAGCCCGACAGAGUAGUCGAAUCUCGUCCAAAGGCACGUCCUGAAAUUUCCAACCGUUUGCAACUGCAGGACAUCAAGACCGACCACGACGAGGUCACAGCCACAGAUGACGAUGAUGAGGAAGAAGAUGACUGCUCCAGCCGGAUCAAUGACAGACAUAUGGGCGUGAAAUUGGAGCGCACUAGCACUUCGCAAACUCCAUCUGCCAAAAAGCGCAAGCUGGUUCAAAAUGAUGUAAAUGAAUUAGAAAUUGAACACGAGAGCACGGUGCCGAUGCUAAUGGACAUUGCAAAGGAGCUGCGGGACAUGAAUAGACAAACUCGCUUGAACGCCCAGCGCACAGAAGCCAAUACGGACGCGCUUUUGGCUCUAGGCACACAGAUCUCAGACCUAAUGCAGCAACAGCUCAAGGAGCGCAAGCGUCUUAAUGCUAUAAUGGAGAAAUUUGUUCUCAAAAUCGAAACAACCGACUAACUAGUUCCACUAUUUUAAUUAUGGUUUGCUAAAGAAAAUAUUAAAAGUGUCCCUCAAGACCUAAUGUUUGACCAGGAAAGAAAGAUCUGUCCACUUUUUCAAACAUUUAAGAUUAUUAUAAUUAAUGUAAACUAGGCGCAUAAUGGGGAACCAUGGGCAUUUUUGAGAGAUGUGAAACGUCGAUUGG